ACUACAUUCAGUCAGUCGGACACCAGCUAGAAGAGCAGAUAUUCAGCAUGGCUCUUAACAUCCCAGGAGUAAUAGCAAUGGUGUUUUUCUACCUGCUGGUACUUGGGACUGGCAUCUGGGCUUCUUUCAAAUCCAAAAGGGAAAAGAGGAAAAGUGAAGCCACUGGAAUGGAAAUGACACUGCUGGGCAACCGCAGCAUUAGCAUGGUGGUGGGGAUCUUCACAAUGACAGCUACGUGGAUUGGGGGAGGCUUCGUUGUUGGAACAGCUGAGAUGGUGUACACACCCUCUAUGGGACUAACCUGGGCGAUCAUGAUGAUGAUUGCAUACAGCUCAUCUUUUAUCACUGCUGGCUUCGUGUUUGCAAAGCCGUUGAGAGAAAGACACUGUGUGACGAUGCUGGACCCUUUCCAUGUCAAGUAUGGAAAAUCAUUAACAGCUGCACUAACCCUGGCUGCUCUUUUAAUGGAUCUACUGUGGGUUCCCACAAUACUUAUUGGUUUAGGAGGAAUUAUGAGUGUGGUCCUGGAUUUGUCCUACACUGUGUGCAUCUGGAUCUCUGCUGCCGUUGCCAUUACCUACACACUGCUGGGAGGUCUCUACUCUGUGGCCUACACAGAUAUUAUACAGCUUGUGCUCAUAUUUGUCAGCUUGUGGAUCUGUGUUCCCUUUGUUUUGAUGAGCCCAUACUCUUUGGACAUUGGACAGACACUGACGAACAACACCUUACAUGCUCCCUGGAUUGGUACACUGGGGCUGAAAAGGACCUGGAUAAUGAUUGAUAAUUUCUUAUACUUUGCACUGGGGAGUAUGGGAUAUCAGUGCUUCCACCAGAGGACCUUGUCGGCAUCUUCCACAUCCACAGCCAAGAUCACUUGCUUUAUUGCCGCUGCCAUCUUACCUACAUUUGGGAUACCUCCUAUACUGCUUGGGGCAGCUGCUGCAUCCACAGACUGGAACCUGACCUCCUAUGGUUCUCCAUCUCCAUAUGAACGUGGGGAAUCAGUUCUAGUUCUUCCCAUCACCCUGCAGCACCUCACCCCAUCUUUCGUCUCCAUUAUUGGUACUGGAUGUGUGGCUGCUGCCGUGAUGUCAUCAGUUGACUCUGCACUGCUUUCAGCAUCUUCUUUGAUCACCUCAAACAUAUACAAGAGCAUUCUCAGGCCUCAGGCAUCAGACAGAGAGACUCAGUGGGUGAUCCGUGCAUCUGUGUUGGUAGUGGGCUUGGUUGGUACAUCACUGACAAACCUGAAAAACAGCAUGUUGGUGUUCUGGUUCACUGGCGCUGAAGUGGCCUAUGUUGUAAUCUUCCCUCAACUUGUCUGCAUCCUCUUCUUCAACAUCUCAAAUGGUUAUGGGGCUAUGAUGGGUUUGCUGGUGGGAUUUGUGUUGAGACUGCUCAGUGGAGAGCCCUCACUAGGAUUACCACCAGUCAUACACUUCCCAGGAUGCACUCUUGAGGAUGGUGUUUAUGUCCAGUACUCUCCAGUGAAGACCAUCUCCAUGCUGUCUGCCAUUGCUGCCAUCUUGUUGUUCUCCCACCUGGUUUCUGUGCUCUUCAACAAAGGACUGCUUCCUGAGAAGUGGGAUGUGUUCAAAGUGAAAGCUCAGCAUUCACCCAAACCACUGACACCAACAGAUGGAGCCACAGAAAAUAAUGAAAAGGAGAAAUUAAAUAGAGACAACUCUCAGACCUUGGCUGCGGUCGAAUAGUCUUUUUUGCUUAGGAAGGUUCCUAACUGAGUGAAAUGAACCGGAAGUAUCUAAGUGGCAGCCAUGAUAAGAGCUGGUCAAAUUCUCUAAAUUUUAAGGAAAGGUGCUUCAAUGCUUCCUUUCUAAUAUCCUUUAGCAUAGGGUACACUGGACCAUCCUUUAAGAGAGGAAAGGAGAUAAUUCCGUCCCACAAGUCCUUGCGGCGGCAAUAUUUAAAGCGACCAAGCGACUCAUCAUUCACAAACUCACAUGAUUAGCAAAGAAAAAGAUCAACAUGACUGAGAAAGGAAGGAGAUCACCAUGUAAGUUACCGUUGUUUAUGGGGGAAUUGUUGGGUCUCUGUAAAUUCAAGAGUAUUAUCUAGAUCUCCUCUAUGUGUAAAGUGCCCUGAGAUGACUUCCUUUGUGAUUUGGUGCUAUAUAAAUAAAAUUGAAUUGAAUUGAAUUGAAAAAUAAAAAAGAUAAUCAAUGAAGUAACGUUGCUGUGCCUCAUGCGUAAAUGCGCAUAUACUUGGCAUAUCUGGAGAUUUAAAUAAUCAAUGAAUUUACUGCUUCCCACUUUUUAUUCCCCUGUACAGUGUUUCCCUGCAGAGCUACAUAACAUCAUAACAAAAAAUACAAAAGACUGUAACGUUAAAAGAUAUCUGCCUGAAGUUAUUAAAUACUUGCAGCGAGCAAUUAUUAUUAUAAUUAUAUUUAAUAUUAUUAUUAAUAUUAUUAUUUAUCUGUCUAUCUAUGCAGUAGGGGCACAUAAUAUUGAUAUAACAGUAAAGGCCAAACACAAGUUGGUUACUGGUUGUGGUCUAAUUUCUAUUCCAAUUGCCCAUUUGAAGAAGAAAAUGGAAAAAGCACGUGGAUUUCCAUUAUUUUUUUAUUCACACGGAAAAACAAAAUAAUGCAUUUAAUAUUUUUUUAUCCUGUUAUAAAACAAACAAGCUGAACACAGCUGUGGGCGGAGGGAACAUGCACCCGUAACAUAUGCUCACUUUGCUUCAGUCAUUUAUUCAUUUGAGCGUUGUUGUAUUGCCAGCCUUUAGUAAUAUCAUUAAUUAAUUUUACUACUUGGGAUUCAGAUGGUGAGUGUGAGCAAACAUUCUCAAUGUGACAAUUUUUUUUCAGUUUGUGGCUGGUAGCCUAUAUUCCUUUUUGAAAUUCAGUUCUGACCUUAGUUAUGAAACAAUAUCUUUCGUGUUGUCCACGUUUAUAUAUUCUGCAUGAAUCAACACAAUGAGAACGUACGGGAUGUAUUAUCUAAGACGCGCUUUCUGUAGUCCAUCUUCAGAACAUUGUAGUUUCACCGCAGCAGGCCCACAUCAAUAACAUCCGCCGUCGCAUCAUUACAUAGCCCAGUGUAAGUGCAGUUGGAUUCUCUCAGCACCACAGUUGUCUUUUCCUAAGUCCUUAUGAAAUCUCCUUCACAUCUCCCCUUGACCCCGUGACAUUUUCCAUCAAGGUCAAGGAAAAGUGGUUAAGAAAAGACGAUAGAAGAGACUUUUCAACCACAGCCCUUGUCAUCAAAGCCGAUGAUUAGCACCAGCUGUAGGUGUUCAUGUGUGUAGAGAAGUAUCUGUUUCUUGAAGCAUAAAAUAGACUAAAUAUUAGAGGUGGGGGAAAAAAUUGAUACAGUGUAGUAUCGUGAUAUAUUGCGUGCUGAUAUUGUAUCAAUAAAGUAUCAAUAUUUUAGCAAAGAUGGUGUUCAAUGGUAAAGUAAUGAGGUGACAAUAUGAGCAGAACUCCAAAAGACGAGUCACAACCAGGUGCAGGGACUUUGUUGAUCUCAGCCUCACAGGGAAUUAUUUUAGAUCAUUCGCAGUCAUCACCUUAGGUCUGUCUUUCACUGUACAGUAUCACUAGCCAUGUUUCCAUCAGCCUGUUUAGAUCCACAUCUAGAAGUAUUGCAUUGGAAAAUUAUGAUGGAAACACCAAAAUAUAGAAUUAAAAUCCCCACAAACGCACAAACUAAAAUACGCUCACUUUAGCCAGGUUUUGGUUGAUUCAAAAAAAUGUUGAUUUGCAAAACGGGGGAUGGAAACAGUUAUGUUCAAAUUAAGUCUGACGUAGCACGUCUCUCUCCAUGGUGAUAUCCACACUCCGGGUUGGGAAGGCAGUAAUGCAUUUACAAGCUGGUUGCCAAGAAAACAUAGAAGAAGAAUGCGAGACUUGUUUUGUUUCCGGUUCUGUGGAAAACUCCCACAAGUUCGUAGUUUUCACCAAAGUCCGUACAUUUAAUGGAAACACACAGGAUUCGUAUUUCUUUUAAUGCGCAUUUCCCAAUGAUUCAAAUCACUUUUGGAUGGAAACAUAGCUACUGAAUUAGAGGAGGUGUCUAUCCCGUCCUGGUACUCCUCUGCUAUGCAGUCCCUGAUUUCUAUAAUACACAGUCACUCAGUCAGUUGGACAUCAGCUAGUGGAGACAAUCAGCAUCCAUCAUGGCUGUUAACAUCCCAGGAGUCCUGAUCUUCAUCCUCUAACCGCUUCAUCCUCUUGAGGGUCGCGGGGGGGCUGGAGCCUAUCCCAGCUGACAUCGGGCGAGAGGCAGGGUACACCCUGGACAGGUCGCCAGACUAUCGCAGGGCUGACACAUAGAGACAGACAACCAUUCACACUCACAUUCACACCUAUGGACAAUUUAGAGUUAUCAAUUAACCUAGUCCCCAAUCUGCAUGCCUUUGGACUGUGGGAGGAAGCCGGAGUGCCCGGAGAGAACCCAUGCUGACACAGGGAGAACAUGCAAACUCCGCACAGAAGGGCUCCCACGCCCGGGAUUGAACCGGCAACCCUGUUGCUGUGAAGCGAGAGUGCUAACCACCACACCACCGUGCCGCCAAAGUCCUGAUCUUGUGACAGUUAUUUUGGAUACCCUUGUGGUUCUCAGUUCAGAGGCCAAAUAAUGAAACCUUGUUAAUAAACCUUGCUAGAA
Epinephelus fuscoguttatus (brown-marbled grouper) is the source of this 4631-nucleotide messenger RNA. Its product is annotated as high-affinity choline transporter 1-like. Lineage: Eukaryota; Metazoa; Chordata; Actinopteri; Perciformes; Serranidae. The record is from RefSeq and is a predicted model, not a curated record. Gene Ontology annotation, molecular function: choline:sodium symporter activity. Gene Ontology annotation, cellular component: plasma membrane. The transcript is spliced from 8 exons. Gene Ontology annotation, biological process: acetylcholine biosynthetic process; choline transport; transmembrane transport. The coding region runs from base 48 to 1712 and encodes 554 amino acids.